CUCGUCAGCCUCCUCCACCUCUUCAACUUCCUCCACCUCGUCCACCUCUUCAGCUUCUUCAGCCUCCUCGUCGGCCUCGUCGUCGUCGUCAUCUUCCUCUACUUCUUCAUCCUCGUCCUCCUCUUCUUCGUCUCCAACUGUCUCUUUGUCGUCCUCUUCCUCUUCCUCUAGCUCCUCGGGAGGAUACUCCUCCUCCUCCUCGUUGUCCCACACGAUGUUGAACCUCGUCACUCGCGGCUUCUCGGCCAGGAUAUUGCGCACAAUAUGCUCGACUUGGACUUUGGACGGAGGAUUUUCGCGGAGCUCUUCAGAGUCGUACUCGUUAUUCACGUAAUAUCCAACUCUCACAAACUCUCGCUCUCGGUAUGAGCAGCUAAGCAAAAUCACCGUCACAGACACGAGCUCGCUGGCAGGAAUUAGCUCCGGCGACGGCGCAUCUGCAGUGAGAAUGAAUUUGUUCACGCCUACCGGCACAGGACCCACCAGGAUCGAGUCCAGCUCCUGGUCGUGUUCGAGCGAUCGCGACGACCCCACGUAGGUCAGUUUCCACUCGAGAUCCUCCUUCAGCGGCUCAAGACACUCGAAAGUGAUCUCAAAUUGGUACGGGUCUGUGAACCUAGCUGGGUUGUUCAGAACGUUGAUUCCAAGCAGUGACACUAUAGACAUACGCGUUUUUCUAAAAAGUACACCGCCACACAAUAUUUUCUUAAAUCUCAGCUCUCGGUGUGUGCACAGCCACGUAUUUACCAUUUUGCAGUGCAAAAAAUGUUUUGAUCAUGUCUGCCUCCUUCAUGAACACUCUCUUUGGCUCCAACUCAGACAAAUGGCCUCACAACGAGGAGUCGCUUGUUUUGGCUCUUCAGACACGGAUUCAGCAGGAGCGCACCAAACAGGAGUACUACAAAGUCGAGCAGCUGAAUAAGACAUUGGAGCUGGUGAAACUGGCUGCACAGAUCAACGUUCCCCCUGAACUCAUCCCCGUUCUCGUUCCCGAAAGGUCAGGAACGUUGCCCGCUCCAAGCAGGGCGGAACCUAACCCCAUGGCCAGCUUCAAGUUUGGAUCAGGCUCGGCUCAACGCAAAACAACUCUGAACCCUAGACACCAGCUGUCUCCGUCAAAAAUCGGUGCCCACGCGGUCUCAUCGUUGCUUAAUGGCAAGCAACCAAUUGCCGUCAACGACGUGCGACGCGGAAGACAUCAAAGAACCAUUUCGCUGCCGCCAGAGGUAAAAAAAGCACAGUAG
This is a messenger RNA of Ogataea polymorpha, 1244 nucleotides long. RefSeq lists its product as uncharacterized. Lineage: Eukaryota; Fungi; Ascomycota; Pichiomycetes; Pichiales; Pichiaceae. Bases 777 to 1244 code for a protein of 155 amino acids. The transcript has 2 exons. The record is from RefSeq and is a predicted model, not a curated record.